This is a messenger RNA of Fraxinus pennsylvanica, 1848 nucleotides long. The record is from the annotation of a GenBank genome assembly. NCBI's taxonomy places the organism in Eukaryota, Viridiplantae, Streptophyta, Magnoliopsida, Lamiales, Oleaceae.
AUGAAGAAAUUUAUUGCCAGUCCAAUUGUUAUCAUUAUUAUUCUGGUUAAUCUGCUACUGCCAGAUGCAUCAUUGGGAGAGCCAAGAGAUCAGAUGGUCGAUUUAAUGUGUGGGAACCAACCUCCGACCAACUCCACCAUUUCUGUCGGAAAUUUCGUUCUCACAAUGGAAAACAUAAGUGUGCAAAUGCGAACUUCAGGCUUUGGCGUAGCAGUAACAGGCUCCGGACCGAACAUUAAUUAUGGACUAGCACAAUGCUAUGGUGAUCUUUCUUUACUCGAUUGUUUCUUAUGCUACGCUUAUGCGCGCUCAAUUCUUCCUCGGUGUGACCCUGUCAAUAGCGGAAGGGUUUACCUCGAUGGCUGCUUUAUGCGAGCUGAGAAUUACAGUUUCUAUCAAGAAUAUACUGGACCAUAUGACAGGACCAUCUGUGGGAAUAGAACUCAAAAGAAUUCCGCAUUUCAGGUAUCUGCAAGAAAGGCUGUGGCACAGGCAGUUUCAGCAGCACCAAACAACAAUGGCUAUGCACGGGAUCAAGUGCCCGUGUCCGGGACAGCAAAUGAAUCGGCUUAUGUUCUUGCUAAUUGCUGGAGGACGCUUAGCGCUAGUUCUUGCAGUGCUUGUUUACAGAAUGCAUCAGCCUCUAUAUUGGGAUGCUUGCCACGGUCCGAGGGCCGGGCGCUGAAUACGGGGUGCUUUGUUAGGUACUCUGACAUUAACUUUCUUAAUCCUAUGCCGGGAAAUGGAAUUCCAAGAGGGACAAUAACGGUAGUUGUAGUAGCAGCUGUUAGUUCAGUAGGUGUUUUGGUUAUUGGAGCAGUAAUUGGAGUUUAUAUAUGGAAGCACAGAACAAUACAGAAGAAGAGAAAAGGUUCGAGUGAUGCAGAAAAACUGGCAAAAACCCUUCACCAUAACAGCUUGAACUUCAAAUAUUCCACACUUGAGAAAGCAACUAGUUCUUUUGAUGAAGCCAACAAGCUUGGGCAAGGUGGAUAUGGAGCAGUGUAUAAGGGAGUUUUGCGAGAUGGAAGAGAAAUUGCUGUGAAGAGGCUUUACUUUAACAACAAACAUAGAGCAGCUGAUUUCUACAACGAAGUCAACAUUAUCAGCAGUGUCGAGCACAAAAAUCUGGUCAGGUUGUUGGGAUGCAGUUGCUCGGGACCUGAAAGUCUUCUUGUAUAUGAAUUUUUACCAAACAAGAGUCUAGAUUCCUUCAUCUUCGAUCCGAUCAAAGGAAAAUCAUUAAAUUGGGAGAAGAGAUUUGAGAUAAUUAUAGGGACUACAGAAGGACUCCGUGCUAAAAUUGCUGAUUUUGGGUUGGCGAGGUCUUUUCCAGAAGGUAAAAGUCAUAUCAGCACUGCUAUUGCAGGAACAUUAGGAUAUAUGGCUCCAGAAUACUUGGCCAAUGGCCAGUUAACAGAAAAGGUAGAUGUGUAUAGCUUUGGUGUACUUCUUCUUGAAAUUGUCACAGCUAGACAAAACAACAAUAGCAGAGCCUUCGAGAACUCAGACAGCUUAGCAACUCUUGUAUGGAAGCAUUUCCAGCAAAGAACAGUAGACGAGCUGUUUGAUCCAAACAUAAUACUGCAUAAUUGUCAUAACUUCGAUGUUAAGAAUGAGAUUCUAAGGGUUGUUCAUGUCGGGCUCCUGUGCACUCAAGAGAUCCCGUCCCUACGGCCAUCCAUGUCUAGAGCGCUACAGAUGCUGGUAAAGAAAGAAGAGCACCUCCCUGCACCGACUAAUCCCCCUUUCAUGAAUGAGAUGACCAUGGAACUUAAUAAUGUGCCCGAAAAUCCAUCUUCCCAUUCGAUUGCAAGCAUUUCUCAUAGCAUUUUCUAUCCCAGAUGA